AUAAUUAAAAAAAUGAAUCAAAAUAAUAUUUUUGUUGCAGUAAGAAAAAGACCAUUAAAUUAAAAAGAAGAAGAAUAAGCUUAAUUUGCAUAAAUAGUAGAAAUAUAAAAUAAUACAUAAAUAAAUUUACUUGACCCAGAAUAAAUAAGUCAAAAAUACAAUUUAAAUGCUAAUAAUAUAAGUAAGAAUAAAUUUAAAGAAAAUCAUUUUACAUUUGAUAUUGUAUUUGAUGAAAAUAUAUCUACUAAAGAAGUUUACAAACAAACCAUUUUUUAAUAAAUAAAUGAUAUUUUAGACGGCAUAAAUACUACUAUUUUUGCAUAUGGCGCAACUGGAGCAGGCAAAACAUAUACAAUGAUUGGAUAAAAAGAUGAAUAAGGAAUAAUUAAUUUACUAUUAAAUGAUCUGUUUUAAUAGAUAUAAAAUAAAUAACUAACACAUAAUGUAGAAAUAAAAUUAGCUUAUAUGGAAAUCUAUAAUGAAAAUUUAAGAGAUUUAUUAUCUACAGAAGGAAAAAAUUUAGACUUAAGAGAAGACCCUAAAAUCGAUUAAAUAUAAAUACAUGGAUUAACAGAAAUAAAUAUAAAUAGUAUUAAUGAUUUAAAUGAAUAUUUGAAAAUAGGUGCCAAAAAUAGGACAAAAGAUUAAAGUUUUUAAAAUGAAUUUUCGAGUAGAUCCCAUGGAAUAAUAUAAGUAUAUAUAGAAUGCCAAGAUAAAGCUGAAGGAAUCAAAACAGAAAUAAUUUGUUCAAAAUUAAGCUUAGUAGACUUAGCUGGAUCUGAAAAAGCUUGGGCUAAUAAAAGUAAAAAUACAAAAAUUGAAGGAGUUAAAAUUAACCAAAGUCUUUUAACUUUGGGAAAUUGUAUAUAGGCUUUAAGUGAAAAUUCUAAAGGGGGUUUUAUUCCUUAUAGAGGUUCUAAAUUGACUAGACUUUUAAAAGACUCUUUAGGUGGAAAUUGUAGAACUUUUAUGAUAGCAAAUAUUAGUGGAAGCAUAUUGUGUUAUGAAGAUACUUAUAAUACUCUUUUAUUUGCUAAUAGAGCAAAAAAUGUAAAAGUUUGUGUAUAGAAAAAUAUUAUUGAAAAAAAUAAUCAUAGUAACUUCAAUUCCAGAAUAAUAUAUAGAAUUAGAAAAUUUGAUAAAAACUCAUUUUUAAGAUGA
Molecule: messenger RNA, 1161 nt
Organism: Ichthyophthirius multifiliis
Lineage: Eukaryota; Ciliophora; Oligohymenophorea; Hymenostomatida
Product: kinesin motor domain protein
Exons: 5
Biological process (GO): microtubule-based movement
Molecular function (GO): microtubule binding; ATP binding; microtubule motor activity
Source: RefSeq, a predicted model, not a curated record